AUGGGCACACUACUCGAAGGCCAUCAAGGUGCGGUCUGGUCUGUUGCUCAUUCGCCAGACGGACGUUGUAUUGUCUCCGGGUCUGAUGACAAGACGGUUCGCAUUUGGGAUGCUCUGACGGGUGCUCAGGUGGGCACACCACUUGAAGGUCAUCAAGGCGGGGUCGAGUCUGUCGCUUAUUCGCCAGACGGACGUUGUAUUGUCUCUGGGUCUGAUGAUAAGACAGUGCGGAUUUGGGAUGCUCAGACAGGUGCACAGAUGGGCACACCACUCGAAGGUCACCAAGACAUGGUCGCGUCUGUUGCUUAUUCGCCAGACGGUUGUCAUAUUGUCUCUGGGUCUUAUGACAAGACGAUUCGCAUUUGGGAUGCUCAGACAGGUGCACAGAUGGGUGCACCACUCAAAGGUCAUCAAGGCGCCGUCUGGUCUGUUGCUUACUCGCCAGACGGACGUCAUAUUGUCUCUGGGUCUUUGGACGACACAAUGCGCAUUUGGGACGCUCAGACAGGUGCACAGGUGGGCACAUCACUCGAAAGUCAUCAAGAUUGGGUCAGGUCUGUUGCUUAUUCGCCGGACGGACGUCAUAUUGCCUCUGGGUCUGAGGACAAGACGAUUCGCAUUUGGGAUGCUCAGACAGGUGCACAGAUGGGCACACCACUCGAAGGUCAUCAAGGUGCGGUCUGGUCUGUUGCUUAUUCGCCAGACGGACGUCAUAUUGUCUCUGGAUCGGGUGACAAGACAAUUCACGUUUGGGAUGCUCAGACAGGUACGGGUGCACAGGUGGGCCCACCACUCGAAGGUCAUCAGGGCAUUGUCUGGUCUGUUGCUUAUUCGCCAGACGGACGUCAUAUUGUCUCUGGGUCUUCUGACAAGACAGUGCGGAUUUGGGAUGCUCAGACAGGUGCACAGAUGGGCCCACCACUCGAAGGUCAUCAAGACUUGGUCCGGUCUGUUGCUUAUUCGCCAGACGGGCGUCAUAUUGUCUCUGGGUCUUAUGACAAGACGAUUCGCAUUUGGGAUACUCAGACAGGUGCACAGGUGGGCACACCACUUGAAGGUCAUCAAGGUGCGGUCUGGCCUGUUGCUUAUUCUCCAGACGGACGUCGUAUUGUCUCCGGGUCUGAUGACAAGACAGUGCGGAUUUGGGAUGCUCAGACAGGUGCACAGGUGAGCAAACCACUCGAAGGUCAUCAAGGCUGGGUCCGGUCUGUUGCUUAUUCGCCAGACGGACGUCAUAUUGUCUCUGGGUCCGAUGACAAGACAAUUCGCAUUUGGGAUACUCAGACAACUGCACAGGUGGGCGCACCACUCAAAGGUCAUCAAGACUGGGUCCAGUCUGUCGCUUAUUCGCCGGACGGACGUUAUAUUGUCUCUGGGUCUGAUGACAAGACGAUUCGAAUUUGGGAUGCUCAGACAGGUGCACAGUUGGGCACAUCACUCGAAGGUCAUCAAAGCUGGGUUGAGUCUGUUGCUUAUUCGCCAGACGGACGUCAUAUUGUCUCUGGGUCUAAUGACAAGACAGUGCGCAUUUGGGAUGCUCAGACGGGUGCACGGGUGGGCGCACGGGGCGAGGGUCACAAUUAUCUGCCAACAGUCCCGGAGGAUGGAUGGAGUCGGACUUCGACAGGUGGUCUUAUACUAUGGAUUCCUCACGAGUAUCGAAGGGGUGUAUGCGACAUGAGUGUAGAUUGCUUUCCGAGAAAUGAUCCUGAUCAUCCUGUAAAGAUUGACUGGCAGAACUUGUGUCACGGAGAUACGUGGACGAACGUAAAGAUAAAUCGCAAGGAUUAG
Fomitiporia mediterranea MF3/22 is the source of this 1791-nucleotide messenger RNA. Its product is annotated as WD40 repeat-like protein. The record is from RefSeq and is a predicted model, not a curated record. Gene Ontology annotation, molecular function: protein binding. The transcript is spliced from 2 exons. The coding region runs from base 1 to 1791 and encodes 596 amino acids. NCBI's taxonomy places the organism in Eukaryota, Fungi, Basidiomycota, Agaricomycetes, Hymenochaetales, Hymenochaetaceae.